AUGAAGAUCGCCGUCUUCCUCGCUACCCUCUUCACCACUCUCCUCCCCCUGCUGGCCUCGGCCAUGCCGGUCAUGAAGAAGCCUCAUGCCCGCGACGAGGGCAACGGCGCCUUCACCGUCAUGGCCCUCCGCUCCGGCUCGCCCAUCCACUACCUGCCUGUCCAGGCCGGCGGCCAGCGCUUCUUCCUCGGCGGCAAGCCAUCUACCUACUGCCCGACCUUUGUCGCCAAGUGCCCGCCAGGCAACGAGACGGUGUUUAUUGAGGGCGUGUAUCUGGACACCGAAGUCCCCGGCGGCCAGCAAGUCUACGUCAACCCCCAGGGCGCCCUGGCCUUCACCCAGGCGCACUCCACCUUCACGCCUCCGGGCUCCUCCUUCGGCCCCUUCUCCUACACCCCCGGCCAGCCCUACGGCCAGUACUCGUACACGGGCCAGGGCGCCAACGGCUUCAUGGCCUGCCCGGACAAGGCCGAGAAUCCGUCUAGCUGGCAGGUGUUUGCGGCGAUCAAGAAUGCUACUGUCCCCACGGGCAAUGUCAAUGACUGCCUCGACUUUGUUGCUGUGACGGUUCCGUAUAAUUGGUCGAUUCCGGCGUGGCAGUAUGUCUAG
Molecule: messenger RNA, 609 nt
Organism: Rasamsonia emersonii CBS 393.64
Lineage: Eukaryota; Fungi; Ascomycota; Eurotiomycetes; Eurotiales; Trichocomaceae
Product: IgE-binding protein
Exons: 2
Coding region: 1-609 (202 amino acids)
Source: RefSeq, a predicted model, not a curated record